CUCAGAUUCAGCACCUAGACGAGGAUAUUGAGUUGCUGCCAGUAUCCCUCGUGGGGGGGCUUGCCAUGUAUCUGCAGUCUGGCUGCGAUGGAGGUUUCCGCUCUCCCUCCGCACUCCCUCCCCUCCUCUCCUUUCUUCCUACCCCAUUACUCUUUCUCACACUCUCCUCUCACACUCUUGCGAUAUGAUUGUUCUCUUCUCACCUCAAGUAAGCGAAGAUGUAGACAGCCUGAUGAGGGCUUCCUCACGAGCAGAGAUGGAGUGGAGGGAGAGGAGCGAAUGAGGGGGCAGGAAAGACAGAGAGAGAGAGAGGGGAAGAAAUAAACAAAAACAGAGGGGGAAAUGGAGAGCGUGCCUCCUGAAUAUGUAUGAUUUGGUUCUGGUCGCGAUGCUCUACUUGGCAGCUCCAUGGCCAGUUUUAUGGGUCCCCUCCACUAACAUGCUGUCAUUUCCUUUAGGUGGCUGACGAAGAGAUGAACAACAUAGACACUAUCAGGAUCAACGCAGGUAGAGCACUCAGUAACUCUGCAGGCCACACUUAGCGGGUCUCCUUUGGGAAACUAACACAUAUGACGGCUCCCUGUGGUCAACCCCUAUAAACACAUGAGAGGGAAGGAACACAGACAAACCAUGAAAAAGAUAUACAUUGGCAAAACUGCCUUAAAAGUCCCCCGAAAUGGCGGCAAACAUCCGAAAAAGAGCUCACUGCAGGAGCAGAAGGAGGACUUACGGAAGAGGCUUUCCUACACCACACACAAGCUGGAGCUGCUGCAGAGUGAGUUCGACUCCACGCGGCAGUACCUGGAGACGGAGCUGCGGCGAGCACAGGAGGAGCUGGACAAGUUUACUGACAAACUGCGCAGAAUACAAAGCAGCUACUCGGCACUGCAGAGGAUCAACCAGGAUCUGGAGGAAAAGAUCCAAAGGAAUUCUCAGCACCACGACGAUGAGAAGCGAGCGCUUAGCAGAGAGAUCAUCGUCCUCAACAACCACCUGAUGGAGGCAAAGCUCACCAUCGAGAAGCUACAAGAAGACAACGACAUGUACAGGAAGGACUGUAACCUGGCUGCUCAGCUUCUCCAUUGCAACAAGUCUCUUUACAGGGCGCAGCUCUCCGAGCUGCCGGCUGAUUUUCAGGAGCGACUGACCAUGCACAUGGAGGAGCCUCCUCUCUGCCACACUUACUCCGACUCUGUCCCGGCCUCUCUCAUUGGCAAAGUGCUGGAGAAGCCAGACAAGGCCUGCAGCAGCUGCCAGGCCUCCCGCUCCCCCAGCCCCCAAACCCAGGACCAUGCGUUUAUCUUGGAGAGCUUGGGACCAGGAGAGCGGCUGGGGCUCCGCGCAGCCUACAAAUCUGACCUGUACAGCAGCGACACUGCGCUGUACUGCCCUGAUGACCGGCACCGUGAGCGGAGGCCCAGCAUGGAUCUCCACGGUCAGAGGAAGCUUCUAUACGGGCCCCAAAUCUCCACCGACAGCAACCCAGAGGAGGGCUCUGUGGGCUUGAGGGUUGGCUUCUCCCAGGAGCACUUUGCGAAGUUCCCUGCCACACUGGGUGCAGGCUCCAGCUCCUACUCCAGCUUCAGUGGAGGGGGGUCCGAAGACAAAGGCAACGGUCCGCCCAGCAGUGCAGCUUCCUCCCCGCACCACCAUUCCCUCUACAUGGAGUGGAGAGAUGCAGGGGACUAUGAGAGAAAGAGUGACUCAUCCUGGGAGAGGGACAGUCCAAGAGGCUUUGCUAACGCACAUCCCUUCCAGCAGACGGAGCUGAGCCACCACCAGAACGGCAGCUCGCCUGUCUACAGCCGCACCAUGUCCUCCUGCUUCAGCGAGCCGUAUGAGCCGCUCCCUCCCUCUUCAUCCCCGAGCGUUGCCUACGGAGACAGCCGUCGAGGCAGCACAUUUGCCCCCGAGGAGGAGGAGCUGAUUGGUCGAUGGAGACAACUUAGCGUGGAGGACUUGAGUGCCCACACCUACCGCAGCCCGGGCCGGGCCUCCCCUUACAGCUUCUCAGAGCAGCACUUCUCCGUCCGGCCUUCCAAGAUCCGACUCGGCCCGCUCUACAGCAGCUUCCAGGAGGGGGCUGACUGUUACCAUCACGGAGGGGGUGUCGCGGACCCGCCGUGGGUAGCCACCAGCCCAAGCCCCGACUGCAGCCCAGGGCUGCGGCAGGCUCAUAGCCAAGCCCACCUGUACCGAGCCGAGGACAGCCAGGGGUCGGAGCACAGCCUCUACCACUCAGGGAGCUCCAAAGACAGGGAGGGUAACGUGGCAGCUGGCGGCCAGAGCACGGAUUAUGUAGACCCCAGCCCCAACAGCUCUACCGAGUCUCUGAACCAGAGGUCCCUGGAGAUGGCCGCAGAACUGCAGCACUACCAAGUGGAGAUGCACAGCCUGCCUGCACAGGAGAGCCAGUUGCCACCACCGCCCCCACCCCCCCUUCCUCCGUACAACCAAAAAUUUGGCUCCUUGGGACUUUCCAGGAAGGACAGUCUGACCAAGGCCCAGCUCUAUGGGACACUUCUGAACUGAAGACGCAAGGCCCCUGCUAUGUCCGGCUACACCUUCUGUUGAACAUGUAACUAUUGCUGAGUAUUUAAAAAGCUUUGAUCUUAUGGCAAUGGAUGGCAACAGUUUACACUACAAUUGUCCUGAGCAAGUACUGUAAGUCACGUUAAAAGAGUUGGAUGGUGAGAAGCUCAAGCAGCACGUACAAUUUGUAAGAAUGUGUAUGUAUUUAAAUUACAAAUGUAUAAAUAUAUACUUAUAACUAAAAAUUGAGUGAUAUAUUUUGUAUGUAGCUGUUAGCAAGAUAUACAUCCAAAUCAAUCCAACGAAAUGCAAAUCCUCUUGAUAAACCGGGAACUUGUAUAUAGAUUAAAAACUGCCAAUCCUAAAUUUGAAAACUCAGAGAGGUAAUUUAAUUGAGAACUGACGCGCAUAUAAACUGCACAUAGAUUCAGUCCUUAUUUUGAAUGGACUGAAUCAGUGCUGGCCUUGUGAGGCUUUAAGUGUUAAUGUUGAACAUAUGAGGACAACAAAA
Molecule: messenger RNA, 3043 nt
Organism: Anarrhichthys ocellatus (wolf-eel)
Lineage: Eukaryota; Metazoa; Chordata; Actinopteri; Perciformes; Anarhichadidae
Product: brain-enriched guanylate kinase-associated protein
Exons: 7
Coding region: 604-2532 (642 amino acids)
Cellular component (GO): synapse
Source: RefSeq, a predicted model, not a curated record